ACAACCUACACAGCACUGCUUAUCUUCUGUCAUCACACCAUGGCAAUAACGGAGAGUAUCAUUCUGGAGUUUCCAUAUGUAGAGGGAUCUUCUGAUUAUGACAAUAUGACAGAGGGCCCCCAAAUCUCCGAAUGCAAUAAGGACUUGCAGCUGUUCCACAAAAUGUUCCAGCCUGUGGUGUAUGGGGUGGUACUCUUGGUAGGUCUCCUGGGCAACGGGCUGCUGAUGGCUGUACUACUGAGGCGCCUGGGAAGCCUGCGCGUCACUGAGAUCUACCUGCUGCACCUGGCGCUGGCUGACCUUCUCCUGCUCUUCACCUUCCCAUUCACACUGAGCCAGAGCAUGGUUGGCUGGGUGUUCGGGAGCUUCAUGUGCAAAGCGGUGGGCCUGCUGAGCUUCCUCAACUUCCUGUGCGGGAGCCUCCUACUGGCCUUCAUCAGCUUCGACCGCUACCUGGCCAUCGUGCGAGCCGUGGAGAGCAUGCGGGCCCGGCGGCCGAGGGGCGUGCACUUCACCUGCGCCUCCAUGUGGCUCCUCAGCCUGUGCCUGUCCGCACCCAACGCUGUGUUCAUGUCCGUGGACACCGAACACAUCGCCAACACCACCGUGACGUACUGCUACUUCUUCAGCCACGGCCUCCACAGCAACAACUGGAACCUGGCCAGGCGCUUCAUCACCCACCUGUGCUUCUUCCUGCCGCUGGCCCUCAUGACCUACUGCUACUCGGCGGUGGUGUUCACCCUGUGCCGCACAACAAGGAGCCGCGACAAGCAGGGCGCCAUCCGACUGGCCAUGCUCAUCACCGUGGUCUUCUGCCUCUCCUGGCUGCCCUACAACCUGGCCCUGCUGGUGAACACCCUGGUCGACUUGGACAUCAUCUCCCUGAGCUGCGAGAGCUUGGCCCAGCUGGAGAGGGCGACAGUGGUGACGGAGAGCAUUGGCUACUCGCACUGCUGCAUCAACCCGCUGCUCUACGCCUUCGUCGGGGUGCGGUUCCGCCAGGACCUCCUGCGGCUGCUGGGGCACUGGGGGUGCCGAUGGACCCCAUGCCUGCGUGCCAUGAGGGGGGAGAGAGCCAGCAACGCUUCCUUUUCGGAGGGGGCAGGCACCACCAACAGCAGCCUCAUCUGAGCAAAAACGAGACCCCGUGCCACCUGUGCCUCAAACAACCACAGGCUAGCAGACAACAGGAAGUGGAUGAAGGGCGGACGAGAGCUGAGCACCCAGUGAUUCUACCUGAAACCACUGUCA
Molecule: messenger RNA, 1251 nt
Organism: Megalops cyprinoides (Indo-Pacific tarpon)
Lineage: Eukaryota; Metazoa; Chordata; Actinopteri; Elopiformes; Megalopidae
Product: C-X-C chemokine receptor type 5-like
Exons: 2
Coding region: 40-1131 (363 amino acids)
Biological process (GO): immune response; G protein-coupled receptor signaling pathway
Cellular component (GO): membrane
Molecular function (GO): G protein-coupled receptor activity
Source: RefSeq, a predicted model, not a curated record